GCCAAAACGUGCUCGCUAUUACGUAUUUUUCUCUCUUCGCGCUUUCAUUAUAACCUAAGACUCUCUAAGGAUGCAUGCGAACAUACCCCCACCACUCCUCUGCGUGUUCUCGCUCCUCCUGCUCCUCUCCACCCCCGUCUGCCAAGCUGCCAACAAUCCGUCCUGCGCGGACAACAUCCCCUUCUCUCACGUCCAACACCCCUAUCAGCCUCAGGACUUGUGGGGGUACGUCGGGUCGCCCUACCCAACCAGCGCGCACUGGACCAACUUCAUUCUCAACAACGGUACCCAGCCCGCCUUCCCGCUCCCUUACUACGUCUACAGAAACGACUCCGGCGUCUUCAUACUCUACUCCGAACCUACCUGCGAAUACACCUCUUGCGUCACCUCCCUCAACAAAGACCUCUUCCUCAGCUCCGUCGAAGCCCUUCCGCUCUCCGCCUCCUACCUCGCCUAUCACGACAGCCUCUCCGUCACCAUCGAGGUCAAACCACUCAGAAUCCAGCCCUCUCUCAAAGUGUUCCAGAAAAUCUCAACCGCCAUCUGCAACAACGUCAAACAAGACCACAACCAAAAACUCUGCAAAGACACCCAAACCUCUAUUGACAUACUCCGAUCCAUCCACAAAACACAGUACCUCGGCGACGUUCGCAGAGACAAAACCCACCCCCCUAGCCACACCGAAUCCAUCUACGGCAUCAAAAUAGACGCCAUGACCGUCCACCUCGUCUACGGAUCCCCCUACAUAACCGUCAAGUAUGGCUCACUCACCCCCGUCAUCUCGGGCUCCUCGAACAUCGUCCGCAUCGACGGCGAAAAACCCGCCCUAACCAAAACCUACAAGGGCUCCAAGUUCACCCUCCUCCUCGCCAACCGCAAAAAAUACGUCGUCUACGCCGUCAACGGCAACAUCUCCUUCAAAUGGAACGGCGCAUCGCUCAUCGCCACCACCACCUACCACGGCGUCCUUCGCAUCGCCAUCUGUAACAACGACGACCACGCCCUCCUCUUAGACAAAUACGUCACCCCCUACGCCAUAGGCGGAACCGUCAACGUCAGCUUCCCAAACUCCUACAACGCGGAAAUCCGCUUCAACUGGAUCCACGAGGGAUCCAACGCGGACAACGACCUCCUCAUGCUGGCUCUCUCUCACCACCGAAGCUCCAUGAGACUCAGAAACACGGCCUUCAUCACCACCCCCAUCAACACCAUCAAAGGAAAAAUGUACGGACUCGUCAAAAACCAGUGGAUUCUCUACGAGACCAUCGGCAACAUUCCAGAAUUCCAUAACCUCGGAGUACCCCUCAACUCCACCGAAGUCGCCGCAAUCACCCUCGCCCUCAAAGAAGACCUCCAACACGAGCCAGCAACCCCCUCCACCGUCUACGAAUUCGGAAACUUCGCCGCGAGGUACGCCAGAUUAGCCCUCAUCGCCGAAGACGUCAACGACAUCGACUCCAAAAACAUCGCCCUCCAACGACUGGAAACCGCCCUGAACCCCUGGCUCGAAUCCACCAAUGACAACCAAAUCCUUUACGACGAAACUUGGAAGGGCGUCGUCACACUCCGCAGCAUAUCAGGCGACAAAAACGCGGAAUACGGAAAUGGAUACUACAACGACCACCACUACCACUGGGGAUACCUCAUCUACGCCUCCGCCGUCCUGGCCAAACUCAAAAACGAAUGGACUUCACCUCACGCCGCCGCCGUCGACGCACUCGUCCGCGACAUCGCCACCGACACCGAACUCGACCCCUGCUUCCCCUUCACCAGGCACAAAGACUGGUUCUUGGGACACUCCUGGGCCUCCGGACUCUUCGAGUUCUACGACGGAAAAAACCAAGAAUCCACCUCAGAAGCCGUCAACGCCUACUACGCCGUCUCGCUCUGGGGACUCGUCACCAACAACGCCUCUCUCGUCAACUGGGGACGACUACUAACCUCCACCGAAAUCCGAUCCGCCCAAACUUACUGGCAAAUGAGCACCAACGACGACAUAUACCCCUCCAUAUUCUCCAACAACCAGUGCGUCGGCGUCUUGUGGUGCUCGAAAGUCGACUACGCCACUUGGUUCGGCGCAAACACCGAGUACAUCCACGAAAUUCAAAUGCUCCCCUUCACGCCUGUCAGCAAAGUACUCAUCCCAUACAAUUGGAUCGCCUCCGAGUACCCCGUACUAAAGCUGUCCCUCAAGAGACCCAGCCCUCCCAUAGAAGAGGCCUGGAAAGGCUAUGUCUUCAUCACUCAAUCAUUCAUCAACAAAGGCAGCGCCUGGCAAAACGCCCUCGAGCUCAAGAGCUUCCACAUGGGCAAUUCAAAAGCAAACACGCUGUACAUGAUUGCCUCCAACUAAGACACUCCAAUUUUAUCACGUCUAUUACGGCUCCCCUUCUCGCAUGAAAGGGAGCAUUAGUUUACCUUCCCAGACGAACUCUACAAAAAAAACCUGUCGUAUGUACGCCUCAAUAAAUGAACGUGCCAAUAUACACGACGCUGAAA
This is a messenger RNA of Schistocerca gregaria, 2499 nucleotides long. RefSeq lists its product as uncharacterized. The transcript is spliced from 3 exons. The record is from RefSeq and is a predicted model, not a curated record. NCBI's taxonomy places the organism in Eukaryota, Metazoa, Arthropoda, Insecta, Orthoptera, Acrididae. The coding region runs from base 71 to 2353 and encodes 760 amino acids. Gene Ontology annotation, molecular function: endo-1,3(4)-beta-glucanase activity.